Messenger RNA from Xiphias gladius (swordfish), 2528 nucleotides. RefSeq names its product sclerostin (gene sost). NCBI's taxonomy places the organism in Eukaryota, Metazoa, Chordata, Actinopteri, Istiophoriformes, Xiphiidae. Gene Ontology annotation, molecular function: BMP binding. Bases 184 to 843 code for a protein of 219 amino acids. The transcript is spliced from 2 exons. The record is from RefSeq and is a predicted model, not a curated record. Gene Ontology annotation, biological process: negative regulation of BMP signaling pathway; ossification; negative regulation of Wnt signaling pathway.
UACCGUGUGCUCCUCUUGCUUGGACGGUGGAACUGACCAACCUGUCCUAGCGGGCAUCUCUUGUGUGUGUGUGCGUGCGCGCGUGUGUGUGUGAGAGAGAGAGAGAGUGUGUGUGCGCGCGCGCGCGUGUGUGUGUUGCCCUCCUUGCGCGCUUUGGUUUAUUUCUGCCGCCGACCGACAAGCAUGCAGGUGUCCCUGGCCCUCCUCGUCUCCAGCUCGGCGCUCCUGCUGCUCCAGGGAUGCUGCACCGCUGUGAGGGGAUGGAAGGUACUGAAAAAUGAUGCUACGGAGAUCUUACCGGAGUACACAGAAAACGCUGGGACUCCCCAGGAGGCAAUGCCACGGGCGAACAACGGCAGCAGCAACAGCAACAGCAACACGAUGAACAACCGGGCGAAACACGCUGGAAGAACUGCAAACACGGUCUCCUACAGUGCCUCCGAGCUGAGCUGUAGGGAGCUGCGUUCCACCCGUUACAUCACCGACGGAGCUUGCCGCAGCGCCAAGCCUGUCAGGGAGCUGGUGUGCUCGGGCCAGUGCAUGCCAGCACACCUCAUGCCCAACUCCAUCGUCCGUGGCAAGUGGUGGAGGAGCAGCGCCUCGGACUACCGCUGCAUCCCGGCGCACUCCCGGACACGGAGGGUUCAGCUGCAGUGUCCUAACGGCAACACUCGGACUUACAAAAUCCGCACGGUCACCUCCUGCAAGUGUAAACGCUUCAGGCCCCACCACAACCAAUCGAUGGCCAAGGAGGUCCCGAAGGUGCAGCGCAACAAGAAGCACAGUCGCUUGUCUCAGGAUCGAAAAAAGAACAACACGCCACAGACGGGCAACUCGUACUGAUGCUGCUCUCCAGCAUCUAAGGACAGAGACUGAAGCAUAUUCGUACACACACACACACACACACACACACACACGUCACACAACACACCGACCAACAUAUCUCCUUCAAUUAGGGAGGAGACGCAAGAGAAAUUUCCAAGAGAGCGAAUUCAUAAGCUAAUUGCUGGGCUGAUUUCAAGUCAUCCGUCUUUUAUUUUUCGGCCACUUGUCGGCAUAUUUGUGAACUCUGCUUAUUUGCAUGACAAAAUGAGUCAGUGCCAGGGCUUGCCAAGACUGUGGCUGGUCAGGAGAUGUAGCACCAUGUUGGAUGACAUGAAACAAGUAUCCGAUCAUCCCCAACCGCUCAGAACCUCCCUUGGCUCGGUUCUGUCUUCCACUCAAACAGAUUUCAUUUAAGCAUAAUGAGAAGUGCUCCCCGAGGCUUCAAGCCCAUCUGUACAAACAUCCAGCGGAUGCAGAGCUACACCGCACCACAGCUCGGUUUAAAGCUGAAAAGGUGUGCCUCCGCUCCAAAGUGGUCGUAAUCCAUCUCCCCCUGGCUGUGUGCGGAGGAGACGGUGGCCCUGGCCCGCGCGGCGGUCCGUGUGCGGCUCCCUGACAGCCCGCUGAAGGCCUCACUCACCAGGACAGACCUACAACACCCCCCGCGCGGCAGCAGCCCCAACCAGGCCGGUCAGCUACAGUUGCGCCUUUCCCCUGACUAGAUACAGAGAGUCAGGAGAGACUGGGAGAGAAAGCAGUUUUCUCAGCACUAGCACCACAGGGGGCACUGGGCAUUCCUGUGACUCCUCUUAAUUACUAAAUGGGCCCAUUCCUGUGUUAGGAUUUGAGUCAUAAAAAGCCAUUUCCUCUAGCCAGUUCCUGUUUGCUGGAAUCGCAUACAAAAAGUGCACAUGUGUGUAGGAGGCAUCAGAAAAUUGUGCGUGGUUGGGCCGUUACCUUGGGGCAGAGCGCUCUCCAACACGCCCACACCGGAAUUCUUUUGUAACGGGCCAAACAGAGCAGCGAUCAACCAGCCACAGCCAAAAUCCUUCCGUUGUGUCAGCCUGCGAGAUUCAAGACACCUCCGUUCCCGUCUGCAGCAUUCUGUAAAUAUCUCAGACAGGAAAGAUAGGAAUAAAAAUAACCUAAUGAAAACAAUAAUUCGGUUUUUAUCGUUGUGUUAACAGCUAAAAUGCGACAGGAAGAGGAAGUGGCGAUACCCAGUCUGUCGACGCAGACGACACAACGCCCUUCCUCCGCAAUGCCUCCGAUGGGACUGAACUUCAUGAAGAAUAUUCACAAUGUUUCCACAUAUUGUCAGUACUGCGCUGUUUUUCCGCUCAUAUUGCUUCCUGAUUUCGGUUGUCUAAACUCUACUGACAAUGUUUGCUUCUUUUUCCGACUUCUACGUUUGAAAUAGCAACUGGAAAGGUUUUUUUUUUUUAUCGUGUAAGCUGAGAGCUGCGAUGCAAACCUGUGUGGUCUUCUGCGGUGGUGCCCCUCGCAUGACGGGGCGUUAAAGAGGAGCAGGGAGGGAAGGAGGAAGGGCUGUUUUUUUACAGACACAAAGAAGGACUGUUAUAAAGAAUGAACUGCAUAUUUAUUUUUAUUUCCACAUUUAAAUUAUUUAUGCAACCUUUUGUAGUAAAUGAUAGCCAUUAUUGUCAUAUAGUAUGAUGGAGACUGUACAGUACAUGAAUAAA